CUUUUUUACAACCAACCUAAACACUUUCCAAAUCUACUGCAGCGCUCACUCUAGCCUUCCUAAUCAGCUAAGUAUACUACACUUCCUCCUUAUCCAAACAACUGCUUUCCCAACACCUCUUUCAAAAACAAAAUGCAACCCAUCAUUAAACGCAAAGCACCCGAGGACAAUUCCACUGAGCAUGAGAGGCAAGUGUCAAAGAAACAACGAACCGAAAAGACACAAGGACCGGUGGCAGAUGUCGAUAGAGCUAUUGAUUGGUCGUCGUCUUCUGCAUGGAUGCGAUCAGUCGACUAUAACAGGAGAUAUCGAAAUACCAAUAGAGCCAAUGAAUGGUCGUGGUCGCGAACAUUCAGGUAUAGCAGCGGCGAUGCAAACAGGAUGCGCAGAACAUUUCUGCGUGAUCCGGCAAGUGGAAGCACUUUCACCAUAUUGUCGUCUCCGUCGUACAAUGCUCUCAAAAUCGAUACAAAAUGGCAACCCGCCAAACCAGACCGAAAGGUUAUGGCGGUUGUUCAUAUGGAGUCUUGUAACGAUGCAACGUCGACAACUUUAAUGUCAACAUCGGUCAAAUCAUCUGUGGCUUCGGUCGGCCUGAGACCCCGAUCUCAUGAGCAAGGAGCGGCCGAAAGAGAAAGUGGGGGUCGGAAAUCAAAACGACAAAGGAGCCCGAACAGCAAUAAGUAGGGCUGGGCUCGUA
This is a messenger RNA of Lobosporangium transversale, 700 nucleotides long. RefSeq lists its product as hypothetical. The annotation marks the transcript as partial. The record is from RefSeq and is a predicted model, not a curated record. Lineage: Eukaryota; Fungi; Mortierellomycota; Mortierellomycetes; Mortierellales; Mortierellaceae. The transcript has a single exon.